ACUUCUCCCGCGUUUGCGCUCCAAGUAAUCCCGCCCCCUAAAAAUUCGAGGUCACCACAAACUAUAGAUUCUCAUCUUUACUACCCACCUCUUUUCCCUCUUUCUCACUCUCUUAAAACGAAAAUAAUAAUAAAACUACCAUCCAAUUCAUCCAAGCCACUAAAAAUAAAAAAUAAACCGCCACCACCACAAAAAUUUUCUAUUACCAAACUGUACACAACAAAGAUCUAAAGCAAAGCAAAGCAACAAAUUACAAAAUCAAAUAAAACCCUGAAUUCCUGAGUCUGAGUAAAAGUUAAAACUACAAGAGGAAAAAGGAAAUAAGACAAGACACUUAUUGUAGAGUGGAGAGUAAACGCACAGUAUCCAAUACCGCCAAUAAUCAGAAUCAGACACUCAGACUUAGAGUAGAGACAACAGAAAACAGACAGUGACAGAGGUAGUGGUAGAAACGUAGAUAAGUAUAAAUAUAAAUAAAAAAAACAUUUAAAAUAAUAAUAAUAACAAUAAUAAUAAUAACAUAUGUCUCGUUCCCGUUAAAUUUACCACACGGCAAUCGGCAUUCAGUCGCAUGAUGGCGCAACAUGUAGGUCGUUCAGGUAAAUCGCCGGCUUUUUUAUUAAUUAUAAUAUUAAUUUACAUCGAAUCAUCAGUUAUUAAUUCAUUUAAACUACCAUAUAACAAUAAAGUAUUUAAUAAACCAGUUAUAAGUGAAAUAAAAUUGAUAACAAGUGAUUAUUAUUAUUUAUAUAAAUUAUUAAACAACAAUAAUAAUAUCAAUAGUAACACAACAACUACGAGUGAUAGUUAUAGUUUUGGUGCAAGUACUGGUGCUGGUGAUGGUGAUGAUGAUGAUGGUGUUGGUGAUCAUGAUGAAACUUGUGGUGAUGAUAAAAAUAAAUACGUUUUAGUUAAUGGAGUUAAUAUUAAUUAUUUAAAAUAUUUAAGGUGGACUAUUGAUAAAAGUACUUGUGAUAUUAAUAAUAAUAAUAAUUAUAUUAAAAAUAUAUUGAGUAACAGUGAGGGUACAAGUGGUAUUUUUUUAUUUAAAAAUUGUUUUGAGGUUACUGAUGUAUAUUUUUGUCAGUAUGAUCAGCGGGGAGAUAAAAAAGUUGAUUAUGAUGAGGAACAAGGAUGGAGGAUUAUUGAUAAUUUUGUGGUUAAUUUACAAAGAGAAAAACGUGAUCUAUCGGAUAUGGGACUGUCAUUAAAAAUACCGGACAUUGAUGCUGGUGGAUUACGUAUUGAGGGAUUAAGACUGGAAGGCGAUCAAGAAGAGCACGAGUUUGAUUAUGGAAUACCUAAAGUUGUGGGUGAAACUUUUGUAACGAUACGUAUUUUCGGCGUUGGUAUUACUAAUGAUACUGUUAUCAGUUUUACUGAUAUUAAACUAAAUCGUGGUGAGAUUUGCGACAAGAUUAAGUCACAGGAAUUUAUUGUAGAAAAUGUCGAAGAAUUCACAGCUACGAUAUCAGGAGAACUUCCACUAGGAUCACCGUUUUAUAUGUGCGCGAAAUAUAAAUCGACUGCUGAUAAAAAUACAUUGUUUCGUCAUCAAGGGACGGAAAUGUAUAAGCAGAUCAUAUCGUACAAAAAAACUCUACCACUGUGGCUUCAAAUAGUGGUCAUAUUAACAUGUUUAUCAUUCUCGGCAUUAUUUUCUGGUCUUAAUCUCGGAUUAAUGUCAAUGGACCGCACGGAAUUAAAAAUUUUAUGUAACACUGGUACGGAAAAAGAACGGAAAUACGCACGUACUAUUCAACCAGUACGAAAUUAUGGAAAUUAUCUUCUGUGUUCAAUAUUAUUUUCCAAUGUACUUGUUAAUUCUAUUUUUACAAUUCUACUGGAUGAUUUAACUUCCGGUACUGUAACUGUCAUCGGUGCUACUUUGGCAAUCGUUAUUUUUGGCGAAAUUUCACCGCAGGCAUUUUGUAGCAGACACGGAUUAUGUGUCGGCGCGAAAACAAUCUACAUAACAAAGUUAACAAUGUUUAUAACAUUUCCCUUGAGUUAUCCGAUAAGUAAAUUUUUGGAUUACAUGCUAGGAGAGGAAAUAGGAAAUGUCUACAAUCGAGAGCGCCUUAAAGAACUAGUUAAGGUAACGACUGGUUAUAAUGAUCUAGAGAAAGACGAAGUAAAUAUAAUAGCCGGUGCCUUGGAAUUGAGAAAAAAAACAGUCGCUGAUGUGAUGACACGUAUCGAAGAUGUCUAUAUGCUCGACUACAAUGCGGUGCUUGAUUUCGAAACCGUUUCUGAGAUUAUGAAAUCAGGAUUUUCAAGAAUUCCUGUUUUUGAAGGAUCAAGAAAUAAUAUUGUUACAAUGUUAUAUAUAAAAGACUUAGCAUUUGUUGAUCCUGAUGAUAAUACUCCACUAAAAACUCUCUGUCAAUUUUAUCAAAAUCCAUGUAAUUUUGUCUUUGAAGAUGUAACACUUGAUAUUAUGUUCAAACAAUUUAAAGAAGGUCACAAAGGACACAUGGCGUUCGUGCAGCGUGUCAAUAACGAAGGUGAGGGUGAUCCAUUUUACGAAGUAAUAGGCUUAAUAACUUUAGAAGACGUUAUCGAGGAAUUAAUUCAAGCUGAAAUAAUGGACGAGACUGAUGUUUUUACUGAUAAUAGAAGCAAACGUAGGAGAUUAAAUAAUCGUCCAAAAUUACCAGAUUUUACAGUAUUUGCUGAGAAAAAAGAUAGUCAACGUAUACAUAUUUCACCCCAAUUAAUGUUAGCAAUGUUUCAAUAUUUAUCAACAACUGUGGCGCCAUUUAAACCAGAUACAAUAUCAGAAACAAUUUUACGUCGUUUAUUAAAACAAGAUAUAAUUCAUCAUAUUAAAGUAAAAUCCCGCGAAAAAGCGCGAAAUGAUCCCGCGGCAUUAAUAUAUACGCAGGGUAAAGCUGUUGAUUAUUUUGUAUUAAUAUUAGAAGGACGUGUUGAAGUAACUGUUGGUAAAGAAAAUUUAACAUUUGAAAGUGGGCCAUUUACUUAUUUUGGUUGCCAAGCACUUGCUACUAAUAUUGGAGUUGUCGAGUCGCCGACGACAAAUGUUAAUCCACAGACAUUAGGAAGUAUACAGUCUAUUAAUUUAGAUGCGAUACUUCGGCAUACAUUUGUACCUGAUUAUUCAGUACGUGCUGUUACUGAAGUAUUUUAUCUAAAGGUCAAAAGAUCAUUGUAUUUAGCUGCUAAGAGGGCGACGUUACUUGAAAGAAGUCAGAAAGAUCCGUCGCCUAGUAAUGAUCAGUUUGAUGAUGAAGUUGAAAAGUUGCUGCACUCGCUCGACGAAGACGAUCGCAGCAUCCAGUCAUCACCGAUCUUAAGUCGUUGCGAUGAUUUUAAAUCAACAGAGCCAACUUCGCCAGUGAAAAGCGCAACAAUUCCCACAUCACCUACACCAGUAAGCGCCUCUCCUGUAACAAAUUCAAAAUUUUUACCUCAAAAUAGACCGAGCGAACCUAACGGCCAAAUUCGUAAUUCAUCUCCUAGUAAAACUGAUGACUCAAUAACAACUCCCAUAAAUUCAUUACCAGUAAACACAUCAAAUAAUCAAGAAAAUCAAAAUAAUUUAGAUUUAGAUGCAGAAAUAGCCUCGCGUUUAUCAAAUAAAAAAAGUAAUAAUGAUGAUAAUAAUGAUGAGUUAACAAAUUUAUUAUCUAAACAAGAUCGUUCUUAACAUUUACAAAAUGGCCAUACGAAUAAUAGUAAAAUCGUCAUGGCUUCCAUCAACGAAUCCGAUAGUAAAAGAUGAGAAAAAAAAACUUUUUUUUUUUUUUAUAAAAGUAAAAAUUUUUUUUUAUGACAAAAAAAAAAUUGAAAUAUUUUUAGAUACUUAGUCGUGUGUAAAAAAAAUAAUUGAGCAUGCUUACUUAAAAUUAACUAUUUAAUUUGAGUAAUUAAUUAAUGAAUUAAGUAAUUAUAGAAAAAAAAAAAUUUGAUUUCCGCUCAGGGAAUAAAAAUGCCAAAAUUAAUUUUUUUCAUCGACACUUCCAAUAAUAAUUGUUAUUAAAUUGUUAAUUACAGUAAUUAAUUUACAAUAGAACUGAUUAAUCAUGUAUCCAUAUUUUAUUAUUAUUAUUAUUAUUAUUACUAUUAUUUGUAGCUAAUUUUUUUUUUAAUCAUUUUUUGAGUAAUGAAAAUUAAGUUGAGCUUUUGAAGAGGCGAUGGAAUUUUUAAAAGUGUGUUAUUUGCUAACUAUAUUGGGAAAGGAAUUUAAGUGAAAAAUAUAAAUUUCGAAUUUUUUAAUUUGAGAAGACAAGGAAAUAUAUAUUUUCAUAACGGAGAGAAUGUAAUUACGCGUCGAAUGAGUACCCACAUCAAUAGGUUUUAAAAAGUUGCUUUUUUUUAUGAAAUUUGAAAUUUUGGUUUUGGAAAAAAUUUUAUAACUUUAAAUAUAGGCUUGUGAGUACUCAUUCUUCUGGAAAUUACAAACUGUACACGAUAGAUACGUCAGUUUUUGAUAACAAGAAAUUUUUUUGGGUUUAGGUAUAUUUAAAAAAAAAUUCUUGUUAAAAAAAUGAGCUUGCGAUUAUUGCUACUCGUUUAAAAAUAAUUUUAUUUUCUUAUCAUAUUUAUGCUUUAUUUUAAAAAUCUCACACAAUGAAUUAUAAAAAAAAUAAAAAAAUAUCGUGAUUUUAUUUGACAAUUUUUUUUGCCACUUGGAGUGAGACGGAAAUAAAUACGCGGAUUUUUCAGAGCAUAUGAUAUCUGGUAGUUUGAGUAUCCUGAAGCCUAUUUAAAAAAAUUCAAAAUUUUAAUUUUUAAAGCAAAAUUGGCCGAAUUUAAAUAUAGGUAUGUGGGUACUUAUUCUACUGGGAAUCGUUUGCUCUGCAAGCUGAGACUAUUUAUUUGCGUCUUCUUUCAACUGAGAGCCAAAGAGAUGCUUAAUUUACCAUUACGCGUAUUUAAUAAUUUUUUUUUUUAAUUCCAAAUCUACUUCAAAAGCUCUGUACGAAUCAUAGAUACAAUUGAAUUUUAUUAUGUAUUUAUUCAUUAAGUAAAUGAGUCGAUUUUUUUGUUUUUUAGUAGUUAUUACUUUUGUCAGUUACUUAUAUCAAUUAAAUGUCAAUAAUUAAAUGAAAAAAAAAAAAAAAUUGUCUUUUUUUAUACAGUUGAUAAUUAAAUAUAUGUGUAAAAUAGGUAAAACAGAUUUUUUAUAUAUGGCAUCAUUAUUGAAUAUUCUUUAGAUCAAUAAAAAUUUUAAAAACUAAAAUUAAAAAUUAGACACUAGGUUAAUAUAUUUAUAAAAAAAAAAAAUUUAAUAACAAAUAAUUGCCUUUUUGUCUCUUUGAAUAAAAAAUAAUUUAUAUAUUCUGAUUAUCAAAAACAAUUUAUUAUAAAUUAUAAAACAAAUUUACUUAAUGUAAAAAUCGAUCAUUAGAAAACAAAAUUUUCAAAAUUCUGUUCUUGUUACAUAAUUGUGUAAAACAUUUUCGGAUAGAGAACGAAAAAUCUCGUCGAAUGAGUACCCACAACUCUAGGUUUCGACGAGUUUUAUUUUUUUUGAAAAUUUAAUAUGGAAAUUUUGUAAUAAAUUUUUGAAAACUAAAUAUAGUGAUGUGAGUACUUAAAUUAACGGAAAUAGGUUACUUAAGACGAUGAUAAGAUUGUUUUUGAAGAAAAUUUUAUUUGCGGGCUGUAAUGGAACGGAAUAAUGAGUUUUGGUAAAUCGAUCGAUUUUUAAAUUUUAUAAAUUUGAAAUACAUAAAGUUAUUGUUUAGUAGCAAAUUACUGCCAUUUAAAUAUUCGGUGGAAAUUUAUUAAAAAUUCUUGUUCAUAAAUUAACUGAUUAAUUAAUAUAUUUUUUAAUUAAUAAAUUUAAUAAUGCAGAUGAUAAUAAAUAGAAACAAUAAAUAAUUAAGUAUCAAAAGGAUUGAAAAUAAUAAUGAACAGAAUCUAAGUCAAAUUUGCAUUUUUUUUUUUUAGGUUUAAAUUAUUGUUAAUAAGAGAUUGAUAAUUAAUACUUAAUGAUUAAUGAUUUAUAAUUAUAUUUAAUAAGAGAGAUUAUAAAAU
Molecule: messenger RNA, 6006 nt
Organism: Microplitis mediator
Lineage: Eukaryota; Metazoa; Arthropoda; Insecta; Hymenoptera; Braconidae
Gene: uex
Product: unextended protein
Exons: 12
Coding region: 572-3670 (1032 amino acids)
Biological process (GO): magnesium ion homeostasis; transport
Cellular component (GO): plasma membrane
Molecular function (GO): transmembrane transporter activity
Source: RefSeq, a predicted model, not a curated record